AUGGUUCGGGAGAAUUUGGAUGAUGAGAGUCUUAUGGUAAGUGGCGAUGCAGAGCGGAUGUACCUUUUUGACCGCAUUCAGAAACAGAAAGCAAUGGAGAAGCAACAAGGGGUGAAAUUUGUGUCGCGCAAGGGUCUUCCCACGCCAUCCGUGGAAGAACUACAGUCAAUCCGUGAUCGACGAGGGAAACAGGCCGACAUGAUGAGAAUGAAGAGACAUGUGGAAGCAGUAGAGCGUCGCAAGGUGAUGUGGCGCGACUAUGUUUCGUAUGAACCUCGGGGUUGUGGGGUGGAGCAAACCCAUUCUACACACGUCGCCACAACUAGUCUGGAAGGGCGCGCGGUGGUUCUUUCGCCCCUUCUGGCGUUGUUUCGCAUGCUGGUCUGCAAUAACCGCGCCAAAAAACGGCUUGAGAGACUUCGCGAAGGACGAUCACUGCUUUUGCCUGAGGUGAUGUUCGGCUGCAAUGAGGGUAAAACUGUUGCAGAGGUGGCGAGCAUUGUGGAUGAACACAUGACGGUGGUGCCAGCUUGUGUUAAUCGAGGAGGCCCGCUACCGAAGUUGUUUUUGGUGACAGGCUCAUUCGAUGCGAAACCCCUUCGGAGCCCGUUUGUUUUUCUUUCGAAACAGUACAGAACAGAACGUCUGCCGGAGUUUUCUCUCAAUUUGAGCCAGGCAGUCAGUAAGGAGUACGCUGCAUACGUGAAGCGUGAUUACAAGGAAUAUUCCGCCGUAACACUUUCGGAUUUUGCGCAACCACCUAUAGCAAUUGAAGCAUUUGAUGUAAAUAAGAGAGCAUAUGAUGUGGCCCACAGACGAAAUUUCGUGUUGGGGUACGAUAACUUUAGCACUGCGGCUCGACAAUCACAACCUUUUCCUCGUGGCGAGAAGCGAGAAGAGGUAAAUAAAACCGAUGACGUGAUGAAUGGUAUUGGGCUCUCACAGGAGCUCUCUCAUCUUGGUAUCCCUUCGGAACUAGCGGGGCCCCUGCCUGAAGACUCCAUGAGCGGAAGUGACGACGGGGACUUUUCUUCACCGUUUCAGGCGGAUAUUUCUUGGUUGCCAUUGUCUUCCAUGGUAAAAAAGAGUGAUGGUGAGGACUCACUGGGGUCGUGA
Molecule: messenger RNA, 1116 nt
Organism: Trypanosoma cruzi
Lineage: Eukaryota; Euglenozoa; Kinetoplastea; Trypanosomatida; Trypanosomatidae
Exons: 1
Coding region: 1-1116 (371 amino acids)
Source: RefSeq, a predicted model, not a curated record